Messenger RNA from Harmonia axyridis, 858 nucleotides. It is a transcript of the gene bai, whose product is annotated as transmembrane emp24 domain-containing protein bai. Gene Ontology annotation, biological process: intracellular protein transport; Golgi organization; endoplasmic reticulum to Golgi vesicle-mediated transport. The record is from RefSeq and is a predicted model, not a curated record. Gene Ontology annotation, cellular component: Golgi apparatus; endoplasmic reticulum-Golgi intermediate compartment; COPII-coated ER to Golgi transport vesicle. The transcript has 5 exons. The coding region runs from base 98 to 715 and encodes 205 amino acids. NCBI's taxonomy places the organism in Eukaryota, Metazoa, Arthropoda, Insecta, Coleoptera, Coccinellidae.
UUAGGCCACCUCAUCUAUUCAAAAUCAAACCUUGCCAGCAGCAAAACAUAUCGUAUAUUUGACUAAUGUGAAAUUGCUAAUAAAAAUAUUUGCUAUAAUGGAUUUUUGGAGUCAAUGUAUAUACAUUUUUUCCCUUAUCUUAGCAACUAAUGGUAUUAUGUUUAAUCUUCCACCUAACACGCAAAAAUGUUUGAGAGAAGAACUUCAACAAAAUGUACCUGUUAAAGGGGAAUACGAAAUUUCGGAAGCCUCAGGACAAAAAGUUGAUUACAUAGUGAAAGACUCGAAAGGUCAUACGUUAUCACAAAAAGAAGAUAUUAGCAAAGGAAAAUUUUCCUUCAAUACCGAAAGUUAUGAUACUUACGAAAUAUGUUUUAUUUCUCGAGUUUCACCCCAAGUCAGAGGUAUUACACAAGAAGUUUCUUUAGUCACUAAACAUGGUGUUGAUGUGAAAGACUAUGCAUCUUAUGGGGAAGCAGCCAAACUAAAACCUAUUGAAACUGAAUUACAACGUCUAGAAGACUUAUCUAAUGAAAUAGUACAAGAUUUUGCUUAUAUGCGCAAAAGAGAAGAAGAAAUGAGAGAUACCAAUGAAUCUACCAAUAAUAGAGUGCUCUACUUCUCGAUAUUUUCCAUGUUCUGUCUUCUUGGAUUGGCCACUUGGCAAGUUCUAUAUUUGAGAAGAUAUUUCAAAGCUAAAAAACUCAUCGAAUAAGUUACUUACUUCUUCGAAAUUGGAGAAUGUUGUUCAUUGCAGAUUGCUAGUAACAAACUAUUUAUUGAUGUAUUUUGUAAAAAUACAGGUGUGAAAGAGGAGUGAUGUCCAAAUUUUUUUUUAAUAGAACUGUUUUUCUCUUA